AGUGCAGUUCGUUGUCCUGCAGGCUGUAAACAAUCCUGUCCCUCCUUCGUGCGUCGUACGUCACGUGCCAAGCCCCGCCCCUGGCCUAGCUCUCGCGCAGCAGUUACGUAUGACCGUAAAAAAUAGAAACUUCCAAGAUGGCCGAGGCCGUGGACUCCAUGCAUUUCGCAGCAAACAGCAAAACAAAUUCCCCUAAACCCUUGAUAGCUAAACGGCCGCCGGAGAGCCGACCGCAGUCUUCCAGCGACAUUUACCCGCCGCCCCCUAAGAAGGUCCGGGUGGAGGAGAAGGGCCUGAAGCACAGGAAACUGAACGGAGAGGUGUGCGCAGGGGAAAAACACAACGGGAAGCAGAGUUGUGGUAGCCCAGCGAAAUGGAGUUUCGGCCCGGCCAAGGCGAGCCACUCAACCGCCGCCGCGGUGCCAGUGACUCCCGCACGAAAAAUCUUCAAAAUCAGCAACUUCCUCGCCUCCCCUCCGAAAAUGAAAAAGGCUAAGGAGAAACGGCACAAAGAGAAGGAGAAGAGCAGUGGGGCGCAGCGGAGCUCAGCCGUGAGUGUGGAGAGAUUGAGCCCAGCUAGCUGCCAUACAAAGACCGAGAACGGCGACAUGAAAAUGCUACAGAGAGAUCCUCCCGUGAAGGAGAAAGAAAAGGAGAAGAAAAAGGAAAAGAGUAAAGACUGGAAAAAUCAUAGGGUGCCACCUUUACAUGACAUUGCAAGAGAAAACGGAGAGACGAAUUCCUCACCGAAAGACUCGAAGGAGAAGCCCAAAGCUGGUUCAGAUGAAGAUCUCCUGCUGAAGAAGCUGAAGAAGAAAAAGAAAAAGAAGCACAAAGAUGGCGAGCGGAUGAAGGAUAGACACAGUCGACCCAAAAUGUAUCAUCGCUCAUGUCAGACGGUGUGUUCAGGUGUGUCUCUGGGUCUUCCCGAUUUUCUCGGUCGAGUAAAUGGAAACAACAACAACAGCAGUCUACUCAACACCGCGACACCAACGCAACACCACCAGGAUCCUGCUGCUACCUCUGCCUCCAUCACUUCCAUGGUCAGGGACAGGCUCGGCUACAGCUCCCCGGUGCACUGCGUCCCGACGCCGGGCCUCCCCGGUCUGGAGUUUGGCCAUCUGAUCCACAUCGAGCAGCAGGCCAACGGAGGAGCGUCUGUAGCUCACGCCUACAGCGAGCAGCUCUCUUGUCUGUCUCCAGCUGAGAUGCAGCGUUUUGCCCAGGAGUUUGUGACACUGUCGUUUAGCGAGGAAGACGGCCAGGCUGCAGGUUUUGUGAUGGGUAUCAUCCAUGGAGCUGCUUCCUACCUCCCAGACUUCCUGGACUACUUCUCCUACAAGUUUCCCACUGCGCCCGUAAAGAUGGAGGUGCUCGGGAAGAAGGACAUAGAGACAACAACCAUGGUCAACUUCUACUCUCAGGUGAAGCGGACAUACUCCCAGGGAACGUACCGUGCCGGGGCCAUGCGGCAGGUCAGUCUGGUCGGUGCUGUGGAUGAAGAGGUUGGAGACUACUUCCCAGAGUUCAUCAACAUGUUGGAGGAAUCUCCCUUUCUAGAGCGGACUCUGCCCUGGGGAACUUUCUCCAGUCUGCGGCUGCAGAGCCCCACUGAGAGCGAUGAUGGCCCCAUCAUGUGGGUCAGACCUGGAGAACAGAUGAUCCCUAUGGCAGACAUGCCAAAGUCACCCUUCAAAAGGAAAAGGUCCACAAAUGAAAUAAAGAACCUGCAGUAUUUACCCAGAGCCAGCGAGCCCCGGGAGAUGCUGUUUGAGGACCGGACGAGAGCCCAUGCUGACCACAUUGGUCAGGGGUUCGAGAGACAAACGACUGCUGCUGUCGGCGUGCUGAAGGCUGUGCGCUGCGGAGAGGACAGUGAUGCUCCUGCCCGGAUCACCAAAGAUGUUGUGUGUUUCCACGCUGGAGAUUUCCCAGAUGUGGUGAUGAGACUGCAGCUGGACCUUCAUGAACCUCCACUGUCUCAGUGUGUGCAGUGGAUCGACGAUGCCAAGCUGAACCAGCUGAGGAGGGAGGGGAUUCGAUACGCCCGAAUCCAACUCUACCAUGAUGACAUCUACUUCAUCCCCAGAGGAGUUGUCCAUCAGUUCAAAACUGUGUCUGCUGUCUGCAGUCUGGCCUGGCAUAUCAGACUCAAACAGUAUCACCAACAUGAAGAGAAGGAGGAGGAGGGGGAGGACGAGGAGGAGGAGGAGGAGAAGUGUGCACCCAGAGAAGACACACUUCAUACUAAAGAGGAGAAGGAAGACCAGGAGGAGAGUGUCCCUAAUGUACAGACAGUGAUGAAGCAGGAGGAUGAGGAUGCUGAGGGCCCUCAGUCACAAGCUACAGCACAGAUUUUCAAGGAGGAAGAGGAAGAGAACAGAGCUGAGACAAAGGAUUUGACAAUGACACAGCCUCUACCGACCGUCAAACAGGAAAGAGAUGAAGAUGUAGUCAAUAGCACACUAACAGAGCCUAAAGCUGAGGAGAAGGAGAAAGAGGAGGGUAUGGAAGGAGGAGAUAGAGGUGCAGAGUCACAGCAGAAGGGCCAGGAGGAGGGGGGAGUAGACAGUCCACCCUUAAAGUCACUACAAGUUAAGAAGGAGGUCGAUGUGGAAGAAGAGAGGCACCAAAAGGUAACGACACCAGGUCAGGGACUAAAAGAGAAAACUAAAGAAAGCAUAACCAGCACUUACAACACACAUCAAAUCAAAAAGGAGAAAGAUAAAGGAAAGAGGGAGAAGGAUGAAAAAGAGAGGUUUAAAGAAAAGGAGAAGAAAGACAAAGAGAGGAGUAAAGAUAAGGACAGGGAUAAAAAGGACAGGGGGAAAGACAGGGAUAGAGAAAAGGAUAGGGGAAGAGAGCAGGAAAAAAUGAAGACUGAGGGAGGCAGAGAGGGCAGUGCAGCCACGCAGCCUGUGCAGCAGAUAAGGAAAAAAGAGGAAGAGGAGCUGACAAAAGAGGGCAGCAAAGCCUCUCAGACUUCCCUGCCUGCGCAGAGAGACGAGAAGUGGGCCAAAGAGUGGGACUCAAAGACGCAACCUCAUGUCAAGAAAGAGAAGGAGCACACAGGGAGUGAUAAAGAGAAGGGAGUGUCUCACAGAGAGGAGGCCCGAGACGCCAGCUCACAUAAACACAAGUCUUCACACGGGAAGAAGGAGAAGAGCGGGCACAGGGAUGGAAACACAUCAAGCACGUACUCAAAGCCAGGAAGAGAAGACGGAAAGAUGGGAGCUCCGAAACCCGCGAACAUUCAGAUUAAAAAAGAAGGAAAAAAGGAUAAAGACGUGAACAGUAAAGAGGAGAAAAAGAAGCCUUCCUCUGGUGGCGCUCCACCAGAACACAAACAACCACGGACGCUCAUCACCUUUGACCUCUUUAAGCCCAUGGAGGCUCACCAAACUCUGGCUCUUUCCUUAACAGACAGUCGGCCUAAGAGCCAUCACCACAGUGACUCUCGAGGCUCUUCCUCAAAGCCUGGCUCUGAAUCUCGGACACUUGUGCCCUCUAAAGGACCAAAAGUAAAGGACUCAGUGCAGGGAAAACCUGCCACACCUCUACAGGACACUCGGCCACAGCAGCACUCGUUAAAACAGCCCCUUAAAACACACACACCCCAAACACAGAAAGACACUCUUAAUAUGAAUGUCUAGAUGUCCAGUCUUCUUUUUUUACUGUACAACUUCCGCUGAGGCUUUGUUAAAGUACUUGAAGAGGCAUCCUUUCUUCAGACGUCACCUGGACCUUUUUAAUUUGUAAUAAUGAGAAGGUGCAUUCCCUUUCUUUGCCGACACACUUCAUCCAGUGAUGCAUCGAAGAGAAGAUGCACUCAUCAAGUAUUUUAUCAACGCCUAAGAAUGUAAGCUAAGUAGCUCACUUCACGUUUGUUAGCGAAUGUAUGUAGGCUCUAUAUAAACUGUUAUGUGACCCAUGUGUCAGUGCCUGUGCACUACUUAGCUUCGCUCUUCAAGCACCUAUUUUAGGUACUGGACUUGCCAAUCUGAAAACAACCAAACACACUCCUAGCUAUAGUAAAUACUCAUCCUCACUGUAUCUGAUAUUUCAGGAAGCCGCCGCGCUGACACUGAAAUCCUCUUUGCCGCGUCGCUUCAGUUGACGGGGUUUUGUUUUUAACACUCCAACAUCGGAGCAAGUCGUUGUUUUCAGACUGGAAGUUAUUUGACUCACACAGGGCUGUAAAUGAUACUGUAUGUACCAAAACUGUACAGUAUAGAUGUUAUUAGCACCAAUGUGAGAAAAUGUAUACAGAAAUUGCAUAUAUUUUUUGUAAGACAAGUUUUAUUUUCCAUAGAACUUAUUUAUAUCAUUUACUGUCUGUUUUUAUUUGAAACCAAUGUAUGUGAAAAAUUUGUUGUAAAUACAUUUUAUUUCCUAAGAUAAGACUUGGUAGUGUGAUUUAUACUCUGAUCAGAACCUCUCAAUAAAUGGUUCAAAAAUA
Notolabrus celidotus (New Zealand spotty) is the source of this 4459-nucleotide messenger RNA. Its product is annotated as lysine-specific demethylase RSBN1L-like. The record is from RefSeq and is a predicted model, not a curated record. Gene Ontology annotation, cellular component: nucleus. The coding region runs from base 138 to 3653 and encodes 1171 amino acids. NCBI's taxonomy places the organism in Eukaryota, Metazoa, Chordata, Actinopteri, Labriformes, Labridae. The transcript has 8 exons.